Messenger RNA from Diplodia corticola, 975 nucleotides. RefSeq names its product nucleotide-binding alpha-beta plait. Bases 1 to 975 code for a protein of 324 amino acids. Gene Ontology annotation, molecular function: nucleic acid binding. The record is from RefSeq and is a predicted model, not a curated record. NCBI's taxonomy places the organism in Eukaryota, Fungi, Ascomycota, Dothideomycetes, Botryosphaeriales, Botryosphaeriaceae. The transcript is spliced from 4 exons.
AUGGCCCCCACCAAGGACCAGUCCGUCUCCUUCGACGCCAUCAUCCAACGCGGCCGUGACCAGCAGAAGAGAGAGGCUCUCGCGAACGAGAUAUUGGGCUCCGGUCGCAGGAAGAGCGCUCCGGGCGCCGCUGCUCUGAACAACAACUACAACAACCGCAAGGCCGCUCCCGCCGCUGGAGGCAGUUUGGCUAGCCGCAUGGGCGUGACAAAGCGCUCUUCUGCCAUCCCGAAGCCAAACAUCAACAACACUCGCUGGGGCCAUGACCUCCACCAUAUGAACAACCCACGCGCACCCCGUUUCGCUCAGCUCCCUCGCACCCAGUCUGCCUCACGCCUCGAGCGCGGUAAUCGCCUGUACCAGGAGCUCCGCCAGGACCCGCCAUCCAAUGGCUCGCACAACCCGACCAGCCAGACCAAGGGCGCACCUGGCAUCAACAUUCGUGGCGCCGCCCAGCCCACCGGCUGGACUGUUGUCGCAAGCAACUUCGCACCUGGCACCACUGCUGCGGACAUUGAGGCUGUCAUGACUCCCAUUGGUGGAGAGAUGCUGGGAUGCAGGCUUACCAGUUCUCAUCCUACUGUCAUUGCUGAGAUGCAAUUUGCUGAGAAGAGCGGUGCUGAUAACGUUAUCACCAUGUUCAACAACCGCAAGGCUGAUGGCAGGCUCCUCUACGUCUUUAUGAAGGAGAGCGGCCCUAGCCCCGUCAUGCCGGGCCAGCGUUCCGGACACCAACCUCCAAAGGCCGCUGAAGACCGUGAUGGCAUGGAGGUUGACAGAGAUGUCUUUGAUAGGAGGGAGCCUGAUAGGUCCACCAGGCGCGCGGAGCCUGAAUAUCAGGAGGGUAGGUACGGCUUCCCAGAGAACGGUAGCCGUGACAAUUCCAGGCGUGAUGAUCGCUGGGACAACCGCAGGAGUGAAGGUCGCCUGUACUCUGACAACAUGAGACGCAACGAUCGCGGCUACCGCCGCUGA